AAGGGGGAAAUUCGUACUCCAACAUGGCACUGUCUUUCGUUCUUGAAACACCUGUAACAGGUUUUAACUUUGAAAAUUCGACGAGAAAUGCUAGAUUGGAGAGUUUACUUGGGGAGGUGAAAGCCAAGGCACCUAGCCCACUCAAAACAGGGACUACCAUCGCAGGAGUUGUUUGUAAGGAUGGGGUGGUCCUAGGAGCAGAUACUAGAGCCACGUCAAGUGAGGUGGUGGCUGAUAAGAUGUGUGCAAAAAUCCACUACAUUGCUCCAAAUAUAUAUUGCUGUGGUGCAGGCACAGCAGCAGAUACAGAGAAAACUACAGAGAUACUCUCCUCCAACCUCACAAUCUUCUCCAUGAACAGUGGCAGGAACCCACGCCUCAUCAUGGCAGCUAACAUCCUACAGGAUAUGCUCUUCAGGUACAAGGGCCAGAUUGGGGCCCAUCUGAUCCUUGGAGGGGUAGACUGCACAGGGAGUCACCUUUAUACUGUUGGGCCCUAUGGAAGCAUGGAUAAAAAGCCUUAUUUGGCCAUGGGGUCUGGAGACCUUGCUGCUUUGGGAAUACUAGAGGACAGGUUCAAGCCUAAUAUGGAGAUGGAGGAUGCCAAGACUUUGGUGCGUGAUGCCAUCCAUGCUGGCAUAAUGAGUGACCUUUGCUCUGGAAACAAUAUAGACAUUUGUGUCAUCACCAGAGAGGGUGUGGACUACAUAAGACCCUAUCAAGAAUCAGAAUAUAAGGACAAGAGGCAAAGGAAAUACAAGUACAAGCCAGGCACAACUCCUGUUCUGAAAGAGAACGUGGUUCCCCUUGAAAUUCAGCUAGUGGAGGAGACCGUACAGCGGAUGGACACAGCUUAAUCAUUACAACAUUAAAUAAUUUGCCAGAUCAGAUGUGAGAAUGUGUCAUGUCUGUCAACUGCUACUGUAACAUGUCCAUGGAAUUGAAAAAUAUAUUUGGAAUAUUAAUAAAUGUAUGGAUAUUUUGGAAUGCCAUAGGACCACCAGCUGUUAGCCAUGAAAUGUGUAGUUUUAGAUGUAUUCACAAAAGCAAACAUCUCCGCAUUAAUCUGUAUAUUGGAAAAUCAGUAAUAAUUAAUGGUUUGAUAUGUUGUUGGUAUGGUGACAACAAAAAUCUGUCCAAACAGAGUCCAAAAAGUCCAAACAGAGUCCAAAAAGCAUUGUCUAGGCAAAUUCUGAUCCCACCCUAAGGGCCAA
Messenger RNA from Alosa alosa (allis shad), 1214 nucleotides. Its product is annotated as proteasome subunit beta type-7-like. The transcript is spliced from 8 exons. The record is from RefSeq and is a predicted model, not a curated record. Lineage: Eukaryota; Metazoa; Chordata; Actinopteri; Clupeiformes; Clupeidae. Bases 24 to 857 code for a protein of 277 amino acids. Gene Ontology annotation, molecular function: threonine-type endopeptidase activity. Gene Ontology annotation, cellular component: proteasome core complex.